AUAUUCUUUUUUUUUUUUAUUUCUUUCUUUUCCUUUUUUUUUUCAAUAUUAUACGACAAUGGCUUCUCAAUUACCAAAGCUUAUACCACCUUUUCGCUAUGCCAUGGUAGAAGAAGAUCUAUUUCGAGGUGCUUAUCCUAAACCACGGAACUAUCGGUUUUUAAGAAGAUUACAACUCAAAACUAUACUCUCGUUAAUUCCAGACAUGCCAACUCCAGAACUACAAGCAUUCUGUAAAGACGAAAACAUUCAUAUGUUACGUUUAACAGUGGAUCGAAUGAAAGAAGAUAACAUUCCUCUCAGUUACAACAAGACCAUCUUGGCAUUACAGAUCAUUAUUGACCCAGAAAAUCAUCCGUUAUAUAUCCAUUGCUUAGAUGGUGCCGACGUUACUGGUUUGGUUAUCGCUUGUCUACGAAAAUUACAAAUGUGGAGUUUGUCAAGUGCACUAUUGGAAUUCUCAAGGAAUUUACAUACCAGUGUGAUUAGCUCUGAAGAAUCCGAAUUUGUGGAACAUUUCAAGAACUUUGAAGUCACUAUUCCAGUAUCAAUUCGAUCAUGGUUAUGGGGUGGCAAGGUCAACUUUAGAAGACAUUCAAGUCUACGACUCAAGUUUUUAAAUCCGGAAAUGAUGACAGAUGAAGAAAGGGAACUUAAACAAAAGGAAAAAAGAAAAGAAAAGGAAAAGGAAGAUUUUUACAAGAAAAGGAAAAAUGAUUUGUUGGAUAAUUUGUUCGAUUCACCCAGUUCAGGUAGUUCAAGAAGUCAUCAUCGUGCUAAUUCUAUUUAUACUUCCAGUGCAGCCAACAGCAAUAAUACCAGUAAUAGCAGCAUUAACAACAAUACCAAUAACGAGAAUAAUAAUUCGACCCAUUUGAUGAACAAAUCCAGUCAUAGUAGUAAUAACAGCAGUACUAGUAGUCUUAGUCUUGUUGCUAUUGGAUCACACAAUAACUCGGCGCCAGGUAGUGGGACAGGAACAAGCAAAGUAGGCUCCCCUUGUAUUUUAUCAGAGGAUACUUCAAAACGAUCUCCCAAGGUAACCAUGACAAACGACAAGGAUGAAAGUCGGGAGAACAACGAUGAUCUGGUUGGUAGACGACAACAAAGACGCAACAAAUCCAGCAAUGACCAAUACUUGGUGGACGUCGAUGUGGAUAUUGAAGGUGUGAUGAUGGAUGGGUUGGAUCAAGUAUACUCAGGUUACUAUGACAAUGACAAUUCGGAUGGUUUGAUGGUCGAUGAUCUUGGUAUCAUGUACGAUGAUAAUUCUACUUCAAGAUAUAUGGAACCCAUCAGCAAAACGUUGGAGGCUCUGGCUUUGGAAGGAUUAGAUUAGUUUUGUAUAUAUUUUUUUU
Molecule: messenger RNA, 1358 nt
Organism: Halteromyces radiatus
Lineage: Eukaryota; Fungi; Mucoromycota; Mucoromycetes; Mucorales; Cunninghamellaceae
Product: tyrosine phosphatase family-domain-containing protein
Exons: 5
Coding region: 59-1339 (426 amino acids)
Molecular function (GO): phosphatase activity
Source: RefSeq, a predicted model, not a curated record